Python bivittatus (Burmese python) is the source of this 961-nucleotide messenger RNA. The record is from RefSeq and is a predicted model, not a curated record. Lineage: Eukaryota; Metazoa; Chordata; Lepidosauria; Squamata; Pythonidae.
UGUGUCUGUCAAAGUCUGUUUUGCGGGGAUGUCACUAUCUUAUUUCAUGGCAUUCCAUAAACAUUGUAUUACCGAAGAAGAUGGUGAUUCUGUAUCAAAAUGGGAUAUGCCAGAUUGCAGUUAUGAAGACUUGGAGGAAAAUUGUGAAAUCAGUCAUGAGGAAUUACUGAUGUCUGAAGUAGACACUCCCCUGCUGCCUCCGUAUACCUCACCAUCGUUGCCUGUUCUUGGAGAACUCUUUCCAGUGAAAGUAACACACAUUGUGUCACCGAAUGAGGUGUACAUUUCCAUUGUUCAGUCAGACAGUGCCAGCCAACAGAGAGAUGUGGAGGACAGAGCAACCAGCUGGGACUCUGAAACUCUAGAUGAAGCCUUGGCUCAGUGUAAUCAGAACAUAGAGACUAUUCCAUUUCUAACUGAUUUUCGAAAAGACAUGCCUUGCCUCGCAGAAUAUAGAGAUGGUUUGUGGUAUCGAGCAAAACUCAUUUCAGUUAAUGAGUUCAGUCCUCUUUCAGUUCUGGUGGAAUUUGUUGACUAUGGAUCGACUGAAACAUUGCCCACAAGCAGGUUACGUCAGAUUCCUCCUAAGUUCAUGCAAUAUCCUGCUCAAGCAUUCAGAGUUUUGCUGGCUGGAUUUAAACCUGCUUUACAUGAUUCAGCAUCAGAGAGAAUUCCGUAUUGUCCUGAAUGGAGCAUAGAAGCAUUAUGGGCCAUGAUGGACUCCUUCCAAAGCAAAAAUAUCAGUGCUUCUUCAGUGACACAUUCACCAGAGCAUACUGUAUUUUUAUAUGAAGACAGACGCCUAUUUCAUAUGAAGCUUGUGGAAAUGGGAUUUGCAGAGCUGAAUCAGUGAUAGGGAAGGCUGUUGGAAAAAAGAGCCCAUCAGAAGUGGUGCUGGUGGAGAAAGAAUAAUGGAAAAUUAAAAAUAAAGGAACAGAAAAAGAACAUUGAAUUAAAGAGA